GUCAGUGGGAAUUAAGGACAGCACAUACAAGCUGAAAAGGCAAAUAAGGAAAUGUAUUCCUUCUCUUGACGGUUCUAAUUUAACUUGGCUAAAGCCAGUUUUUAGGUUGACUUGGGCAGAAAAGUGAAAAGAGAAUGCUCCACUUUAACCGAUGUCCGCAUCUGAAACAAAUAGCCCAGAAAUGUUUUCCCAGUAUACAUGUUAGAACGGAUAAACAUGUGCAGCUGUUUCUUUCAAGAACCCUUGCACUUGCAGAAUUCAGGAAGUCAUGGCACUCAACCCACUCUCUUGUUGGAGACAAAAAUAUUAUCCUGAUGGGACCGCCUGGUGCUGGGAAAACAACAGUAGGCAGAAUAAUAGGUCAGAAACUAGGUUGUUGUGUCAUAGAUGUGGACGAUGAUAUCCUUGAAAAAACCUGGAAUAUGAGUGUGUCUGAAAAAUUACAGGAUGUUGGUAAUGAGCAAUUUUUAGAAGAGGAAGGAAAAGCCGUGUUAAACUUCUCUACAUCUGGAAGCGUGAUUUCCCUUACGGGGUCCAAUCCAAUGCAUGAUGCUAGCAUGUGGCAUCUGAAGAAAAAUGGGAUAAUUGUAUACCUGGAUGUACCUCUAAUAGAUAUAGUCAGCCGCUUAAAAUUAAUGAAAAUUGAUAGGAUCAUAGGUCAGGAUGGUGGAACAUCUAUGAAAGACUUACUUAAGUUUAGAAGACAGUAUUAUAAGAAGUGGUAUGAUACCCGUGUUUUCUGUGAAAGUGGGGCUUCCCCAGAGGAGGUCGCUGACAAAGUGCUCAGUGCAGUCAAACGGUACCAAGAUGUGGACUCAGAAACAUUCAUUUCAACAAGACACAUUUGGCCUAAAGACGAUGAACGGAAGGUUUCAACAAAAUUCUUCAGCGAAGCAGUGAUUGAGGGGUUAGCUUCUGAUGGUGGACUCUUCGUUCCUGAGAAAGAGUUUCCAAAAUUAAACUGUAGGGAGUGGAAAAGCCUCGUAGGAGCAACCUACAUAGAAAGGGCACAAAUCCUGCUGGAAAAGUGUAUACAUCCCGCUGAUGUACCUGCUGCCAGAUUGGGAGAAAUGAUUGAGACUGCUUACGGGGAAAACUUUGCCUGCUCCAAAGUUGCCCCAGUCCGGCACCUCUCAGGCAACCAGUUCAUCCUGGAGUUGUUUCAUGGACCAACAGGAUCAUUUAAAGAUUUGUCUUUACAGCUUAUGCCUCAUCUUUUUGCACACUGUAUUCCACCAAGUUGCAAUUAUAUGAUACUUGUAGCUACUUCAGGAGACACAGGGAGUGCUGUCUUAAAUGGUUUUAGCCGUAUUAAUAAGAACGAUAAGCAAAGAAUAGCUGUGGCCACGUUUUUUCCUGAGAACGGAGUAAGUGAUUUUCAAAAAGUACAAAUAAUUGGCAGUCAGAAAGAAAAUGGAUGGGCAGUGGGUGUCAAGUCAGAUUUUGAUUUUUGCCAGACAGCUGUAAAAGGCAUUUUUAGAGAUUCCGAUUUUGCUGGCUUUCUUAUUGUGGAAUAUGGAACGGUCUUAAGUUCAGCUAAUUCCAUAAACUGGGGCCGACUGCUUCCCCAAGUAGUUUAUCAUGCUUCUGCAUAUCUUGAUCUUGUUAGCCAAGGAUUUAUUUCUUUUGGAAGCCCGGUGGAUGUCUGUAUUCCCACAGGAAACUUUGGUAACAUUUUAGCAGCAGUGUAUGCCAAAAUGAUGGGAAUCCCUAUUCGCAAAUUUAUUUGUGCCUCUAAUCAGAACCAUGUUUUGACUGAUUUUAUAAAAACAGGACACUAUGACCUAAGGGAAAGAAAAUUAGCACAAACCUUUUCACCAGCAAUCGAUAUUCUUAAAGCUUCAAACCUGGAACGACAUUUACACUUGAUGGCUGAUAAAAAUGGAAAAUUAAUCACAAAAUUGUUUAAUCAACUAGAAGAGCAGCAUCACUUCCAAAUAGAGAAGAUGCUAGUUAAGAAACUCCAGCAGGAUUUUGUAGCCGACUGGUGCUCUGAGGGAGAGUGUCUGGCAGCUAUUCAUUCCACCUACAAUACUUCAGGGUAUAUUCUGGAUCCACACACUGCUGUUGCAAAAGUGGUUGCAGACAGAAUGCAAGACAAAACUUGCCCAGUGAUUGUCUCAUCUACGGCUCAUUACUCGAAGUUUGCACCUGCUAUCAUGCAGGCUUUAAAGAUUAAAGAAAUCAACCAUACCUCCUCAAGUCAGCUUUACUUGCUGAGUUCCUACAAUGCAUUGCCUCCACCGCACGAAGCCUUAUUAGAGAGAACGAAACAGCAAGAGAAGAUGGAGUACCAGGUUUGUGCAGCUAAUGUGAAUGUCAUGAAGAAUCAUGUGGAAAAACUAAUACAAAAUCAAUUUGUAUAAAAAAUUUUUGAGUAAAACUUUUUUUUCUGGUGAUAAGCAUGUAAUAAUAAAUCCCAGACAUUGAUUUGGAGUACAAUAGCAUUUUCCUUUUUU
Molecule: messenger RNA, 2459 nt
Organism: Neomonachus schauinslandi (Hawaiian monk seal)
Lineage: Eukaryota; Metazoa; Chordata; Mammalia; Carnivora; Phocidae
Gene: THNSL1
Product: threonine synthase like 1
Exons: 2
Coding region: 135-2366 (743 amino acids)
Cellular component (GO): cytoplasm
Source: RefSeq, a predicted model, not a curated record